AUGCAAUACAACCUGAUCGGGAGCAGAAUCAACAACCACUACGUGGUGGACCCAUACGUCAGCAUGCUCUACUUAAAAAGAGCAUACAGAUUUUUGAAACUCCUAAAAGACAACAGCGGGGAGGUCAUCAUAGUGGGUAACAAACACAGAGAAAUAAAUCUAGAAAAUUAUUUUACUAAAAUUCAGAGAAAGGAAGCAUGUGAUUUAAGUACUUUAACAAAUGUAACGAAGAAGUUCGACCUGCUCAUUUGCACAGACCUUCCCUUGUUCUACCCCUACAUCAAGAAUGUACUCAUCCCAAAAAUGCUGGUUGCAGACGGGACUACGUUCGUCAGGUAUAAAACAUAUCUGCAUGCCUUCGAUUACUUCAUCCCACUGACGAAUCAGAAGCUGGAUCGGCACCUGCACUACGU
Molecule: messenger RNA, 413 nt
Organism: Plasmodium cynomolgi strain B
Lineage: Eukaryota; Apicomplexa; Aconoidasida; Haemosporida; Plasmodiidae
Exons: 1
Source: RefSeq, a predicted model, not a curated record